AUGAAUGCAACGAAAGGAGACUCCAUAACUGCUACAAUAUACCAGGCUUGUAACGAUGAAUUUCGAAAAGGAGUUGUCAUAGAUCAAAGUAAACUUAAAAACUCAUCUCAUUCAGUCUCUAUCAAAGACAAUCAGCUUGAUUUAGUCAUAGACAAGGACGCAAGUGAUAUUGACGAAAUAUUCAAGAAUCAUGGAACAGCAAUACCGGCGGAUGAAAUUCUUCAAUCAUUAAACACAACACGGGUCAAGAUACCCAUAAAAUAUCGAGAAGAAUUCCCAUCAGACAUUAACCUUCCAGACCCAGAAUUGCUUAAUGUGCUACAUUAUUAUACUAGCAAGAAGAUAGCUAAAAGUGAUUCAUAUAAAAAAGUGGAAAGAAGUUUAGACGAAACAUCGUUGUUAGCAUUUGGCAUGAUGGUGGAAUCAUGGGCAGAUGAAUUAAUAGAUGAAUCUGCAGCACAAAUGUUCCUUGAACAGGAUGAUAUGGUAUAUGACGUGAUAGGAGAUGGCGAAGAUUCGUCGCUGGAAUCACUGGAAUCAGGUUCUAGUUCUAGUAGUACAGACUCAAGCAUAGAUACAGAUACAGAUCUGGAUUAG
Molecule: messenger RNA, 597 nt
Organism: Debaryomyces fabryi
Lineage: Eukaryota; Fungi; Ascomycota; Pichiomycetes; Serinales; Debaryomycetaceae
Exons: 1
Coding region: 1-597 (198 amino acids)
Biological process (GO): nucleolar large rRNA transcription by RNA polymerase I
Cellular component (GO): RNA polymerase I upstream activating factor complex
Molecular function (GO): RNA polymerase I cis-regulatory region sequence-specific DNA binding
Source: RefSeq, a predicted model, not a curated record